This is a messenger RNA of Protopolystoma xenopodis, 867 nucleotides long. NCBI's taxonomy places the organism in Eukaryota, Metazoa, Platyhelminthes, Monogenea, Polystomatidea, Polystomatidae. The record is from the annotation of a GenBank genome assembly.
AUGAACAGACCUGUUAGGAUUCCGAUUACCAUGUUAUUUGAAUGGAACUAUAUUGGAUUUCGAUUUGGAUACGGCCUACCUGACGGAGGCAUCCUUACUUCCCUCUUCAUCAAUUCAAUAUGGAGUAACUCUGGUUAUUUAUAUUCGUAUUCAAGUAGACCCGAAUCUUUGACAUCAGGUAACGCGCCAAAUCCGCAACUCGUCUGUCCCUGUCAUGAAGAGCCACUUGGUUGGAUGGCCGCAAAACAGCAUGCUCAUACGCCUGGAAGCCUCUCGUCUAGAGCCACAACCGGCUCUUUCACUACCUCCCCGGUCAUAGCUGCAGCCAGUCCUUCGUCAUCUUCACCAACGGCCAUCCAGUUGGGGAAAAAUAGUGGGCAUCAUGUUGGACGUUUGGAGGAGGUUGACGGAUUAUUAGGCGAUGAGGAGCCGCUAGGCAGGGCCGUCUCUGCAAUUCAGGAGAGGGAUCGGCACGCACAACCCCACUCCCAUUCCCAUCCCCAUCUUAAUCCCCAACCUCCAACCCAGGAAUAUUCUCAGUCUAACCAACAAAUCAACUACUACCACAGGCAACAACAUCAACAAUCUCCACACCAUCAACCAGAUUCCCCGCUCAACUUUUAUCCCCAGCCUAUACCUCGAACGCUCACUCUCUCAUCUAAUCAUAACCAUCCACCUAACACAUAUCUCCGGUCCGAAGGCAUGGUACAACCACUCGUGUCACAGCCAUCGAUUUUAGUCAUAGGCCAGGCCAGCUGUGAUGAGCAACUACAGCAAGAGAAUAGUUUGUGUCAGCUAUCUUCAGGGGUGCUAAUUACCGAUUUGGAAACUAAGGAAAGCGAAUACGAUGAUGUAGCCGAGGGGUGA